Molecule: messenger RNA, 1777 nt
Organism: Stegodyphus dumicola
Lineage: Eukaryota; Metazoa; Arthropoda; Arachnida; Araneae; Eresidae
Product: synaptogenesis protein syg-2-like
Molecular function (GO): protein binding
Source: RefSeq, a predicted model, not a curated record
CAAUCUUAACGGUGUCUUUCGGAGUAAGCCAGCAGCAUGAGCUAAUACGCGAAGGGAGCGAUGUGUAUUUCGAUUGCAAUAUCAUGGCAAAUCCUCCAGUUACGGAUGUUCGCUGGAGAUUCAAGAACAAGCUGUUAAUGCAUGAUCCAUCAAAUGGCGUGAUUCUGAGAAAUUACACAUUACUCCUUCAGAACGUCCGGCGAAGCCACCGAGGCCCCUACAGAUGUCUUGCUUCAAAUCUGGAAGGAGAAAGUAUAAGCGAUGAAGUCAAUCUUCGGGUUCAGUUUUCGCCCGUUUGCGCUAAAGAACAGAAAAUUACGUAUGGAGUAGCCAGGCACGAAGAAGCAAAUGUCAGUUGUGUGGUUGAAGCUGAUCCUCCUGAAGUAGCAUUUCGAUGGACAUUCAACAACAGUCUUUCUGAAUCAGUAGAUAUUCUUUCUUACAACAAUGACGGACCUCUGAAAAGUGUAGCUAGAUAUAUUCCUAGAACAAGACUCGAUUAUGGAGUUCUAAACUGCUUUGCAAAAAAUGCAGUUGGAAUAAUGAAAGAACCGUGCAUUUUUACAGUGGUACCUACAGGACCUCCUGAACCUGUACAGAACUGCUCAAUUACAAAUCAAACAGCAAAUGUUUUGAUGAUAUCCUGCGAUGCAGGUGAUGAUGGUGGACUGCAGCAAACAUUUCAUUUGGAGGUAUACAGUAUGACAGCAGAGCAGCUCAUCACCAAUCUUACAACCAAUGAAAGCCCUGUAUUUGUUGCUGAGAAACUAAAAUCUAGCUCUGCUUACAUUUUGGUACUUUAUGCUUCAAAUCCAAAAGGUCGGAGCACCUCUGUGGCACUGACGGCAAGGACUUCAUUCUCACCAGAGCCCAGAAGUAGUGACAGUCAACCUGUAACAAUUAGUGCCGUUCUUGUUGUCCUGAUGGGAAUCGUGGGAGCUUUGGUGCUGCUAGCUAUAAUAAUAAUCUUCAUUAUGAAAGCAAGAGGAGACAGAAGAGGUAAAACAGAAGAUAAAAGGUCUGACGAAAAAAUACCUACGUCAUCGGAAAAUGUCUUUGAAGCCAAGCAAACGGAUAUUUUUUCAAAGAAUUUUCAAACAGAGUACGUGGACUUAACUCCGAAUGCCAGAACUGAAAGGAUAUACGAGAGCUUGGGCGACUGCAAAGAAUACACCUACGAGAACGUUAUACAUAAACCUCACUAUCCAUCGAAUCAGGUGCCUAAUGCUUGGAAACUACCCUCGGUCUUCACAUCAUCUUUCUGAGAAUAUCACAGACAUUCUCAAAUGAAUGCUCACAGCCAUCAUCCUAUGCCUUCCAUUGUUGCCAGAUGACAAAGGGAUGUAAAUUAAAGUGUACCAUCACACGUUCACCUUAAAAGAGAUGGAACAGAAUACUGUGUUUUCAUUUAUUUGUCUUCAGCUGUGAACGUUCUUUUUUAUAUAAAAUAGUAAAAAUUGCUGAAAAUCAUCAUUUUCUGAAAAUUACAUUUCAGUUAUGUAUUAAACUUUGUACAAAAUCGUAAAAAAACUUAAUGAUAUGGGAGAAAAUGUUAUGUGAAAAAACUGGAUGUUGUGCUUGUUGUUAUGUUCAAAUUACGUGUUUGAUAAUGAAGAAAGUAUGUCUUCCUUGGAAGCCAAUCUCAAUUCAAGUAAAUGAUACUUUCUGUGAAUACCAAUAAUGGAAUAUUUAUAUAUUUCACUUGCUGAAAUGGAACUUUCAUUAUCAAUGGCAAUGCUCAUGUCGACAUAGCUUUAAUCGCUAAUGGGUAAUAGUU